AUGAGCCGUCAUUUUGCCACAAAACAUGCUAACUACGCUAGUAAACAGUCUCCACAAGAACGGGCUACAGCUCAGAGAUUGAUGGCUAAUUUACAGACUCAGCAAAACCUUUUUCACAGACAAACUGCGAUUCAAGAGUCGAGUACUAAGGCAAGUUUUUUGCUGGCAUUCAAAUUAGCAAAGGCCAGUAAGCCUUUCUCCGAAGGCGAAUUUUUAAACGAAUGCAUGGUGGAGACAGCAGGUCUCUUGUGUCCGGAGAGCAAAGGUAAAUUUGAACAAAUCAGUUUAUCACGCAGAACUGUGACUCGCCGUGUGGAAUUGAUUGAUGAAGAUAUAGCCAGCAAAUUAAACAAAAAGGCGGAGUCAUUUAAGUUUUAUUCACUAGCACUGGAUGAAAGUAACGACAUAAAAGACACUGCUCAGCUCCUAAUUUUUAUCCGAUGGAUUAGCGACAGUUUUGAGAUCACAGAGGAAUUUUUGACAAUGGAGUCCAUGAAAGGAAAAACGAGGGGAGAGGACUUGUAUAACCAGGUGUCUGCUGUCAUCGGGAGAAUGAAGCUACCUUGGAGUAAACUUGCCAAUGUCACCACUGAUGGAUCGCCAAAUUUAACUGGGAAAAACGUUGGGCUGCUGAAAAGACUGCAGGAAAAAGUAAAAGAGGAAAAUCCUGAUCAGGAUGUUAUUUUCCUACACUGCAUCAUUCAUCAGGAAGUUCUGUGUAAGUCUAUAUUGCAGCUAAAUCAUGUCAUGAAUCCAGUUGUAAAACUUGUUAACUUUAUACGAGCAAGGGGACUUCAGCAUCGUCAGUUUAUUGCGUUCCUGGAAGAAACCGAUGCAGAUCACCAGGACUUACUUUACCACUCUCGUGUGCGCUGGCUAAGUUUGGGCAAAGUCUUUCAAAGAGUGUGGGAGCUGAAGGAGGAGAUCACUGCAUUUUUGGAGUUAAUGGGGAGAUCCGACGAAUUUCCCGAGCUAAGCGACAAUAACUGGCGUUGUGACUUUGCGUUUGCUGUGGACAUACUUUCGCACAUGAAUGAGCUGAACACCAAGCUACAGGGGAAAGAUCAAUUUGUGCAUGACAUGUGCACAAAUGUUAGGGCCUUCAAAUCCAAGCUGACUCUUUUCUCCAGACAAAUUUCAAACAAGUCUUUCACUCAUUUCCCCACACUAGCCAUGCAGAAAGAGGCGACCCAAAACGCGCAGAAAUACAGCAAAUCACUGGACGACCUGCACGGAGAAUUCUGCCGUCGUUUCUGUGACUUUGAAAAAAUUGAAAAGUCACUUCAGCUGGUGUCCUGUCUCCUGUCACAAGACCCUGAAACAGCACCACAGGAGCUGCAGUUGGAACUGAUAGAUCUUCAGUCUGACUCUGUAUUGAAGGAGAAGUUCAACUCUCUUAAACUGAAGGACUUUUAUGCUUCACUUAACGAAGCCACGUUUCCAAAUCUCCGGAGGAUGGCACAGAAGAUGCUGACGUUGUUUGGCUCAACCUAUGUGUGUGAACAGACAUUCAGCGUCAUGAACAUCAACAAAGCCCUGAGCCAGCCUGCUCACCAGUGUCCCAACUGCUAUAGCUUUCUGGAUCACCUGAUCAUCCUGCUUUACUUCUGGUUGAAGUCUCAUCACUUGGUGGUGCUCACUGCUGCUGAGAUGCUCCACAUGGAGGCCAGAGAUACAUGGGGCUGCUGUGAAGAAAAGCACUUAGGAAACAUGGAGAUGACUUUGGACUGUUGGACUGCAACUGAUACGUUUCUCGCCAAAGUCUCCAUCAGUGAACAGUUGAUAACUUUAACAAAGAGCGUCAGUCUAGUUAUAACAUGA
This is a messenger RNA of Tachysurus vachellii, 1821 nucleotides long. RefSeq names its product general transcription factor II-I repeat domain-containing protein 2-like. The coding region runs from base 1 to 1821 and encodes 606 amino acids. The transcript has 2 exons. Lineage: Eukaryota; Metazoa; Chordata; Actinopteri; Siluriformes; Bagridae. Gene Ontology annotation, molecular function: protein dimerization activity. The record is from RefSeq and is a predicted model, not a curated record.